This is a messenger RNA of Dalotia coriaria, 1741 nucleotides long. RefSeq lists its product as uncharacterized. The coding region runs from base 86 to 1741 and encodes 551 amino acids. Lineage: Eukaryota; Metazoa; Arthropoda; Insecta; Coleoptera; Staphylinidae. The transcript has 6 exons. Gene Ontology annotation, biological process: triglyceride biosynthetic process. Gene Ontology annotation, cellular component: plasma membrane. The record is from RefSeq and is a predicted model, not a curated record.
AAACGUCAUGGCUGUUACAUCGGCUUUUAGCCAAGGCACAUUUUUAGUUAAGUUGUAAACAGUAGAAAACUUAAAAUUAUUUAAAAUGUUCUGGCUGUAUGCACAUUUUAAUUAUUAUCGGAUUCAAAUAUUAAAUCAAAUUUAUGGAAAUAUUAAAGUUUCAAUCUACAUUUACACAAUUUUAAAGUAUAUCUUCAAAAAGUCUCCAUUUUGCAACAAUGCCAUCUUGAAGUGUUUAACCUUGCUUCUGGCCCCAAUUGUAUUCACAACAAUAUGGCUCUUAAAGCUUGUCAAAACAUUGAUUGCAUGUUGGGUGGCCUUCACAGAUCCACAUUAUAUUGGCAUGCUGGAUGGGACCGAAACGAUUUUCAUUGGACAGGAAUCAAAAGAAAGUCGUGCAAUUAUAACAACUUUGUUUAUUUUAGAAGACAAAGAAAACCAACAUUUAUCCGGUGAUGACUUUCACGAUUUUUGUGUGGAAAACAUUACCAGAAUUUUUGAGAAUGAAAUGUUUCGAAAACUUCAGGCCAGUGUACAAUAUAAAUUGGGAUAUUUCUACUUCAAGAAAGAAAAUUGGCCAAUUCACACUUGUUUCAAAGAUUUUGAUUAUCAAAGUGUGCAUUAUACAGAUAAUAACAUGAAUAAUGUUUAUAUUAAACAUCAGGAGAAGAAAUUAACAAUGGAACAAUUGAGAUUGUACGUAAGUGAGGUUAGCAAUCAAGAAAUGCCACAAAAUGGCGCCUGUAUGUGGGAAGCACGUGUUAGCAGGCAGAAACUUGAAGGAACCAAUGCAUAUCCAAUUAUUUUACGUUUUCAUCAUAUUUUUGGAGACGCCAUUACGUUAUUCAACAUGUUUACAACUGAUUUUCAAAAACAAAAUAAAUCAACUUUAAAACAAAAUUAUGAAGUAGAGGUUAGGUCAUUAGACGCUACUUAUACCCAGAACCCAUUUAUAACAAUGAAUGGCCUCGUAGAUCCACGCGACUCAAAUGUUUUGUGCCAAACAAGCGGAGACAAGCACAUAGUGUGGUACACUGAAGAAACACCGCAGAUUCUAUCCACAAUUAAAGAAAUCAAACAAAAACAAAAAAUCAUCUAUAAUAAUAAUAUCAAUGUGGUUGAUGUGCUUCUUACAUGCUUCAUGGAAAGCCUAACAUCAUAUUUUAAUAAAAUGAACAUCAAUCUACCGGAUAAAGUGUACACUGUGUUGCCUAUGAUGCCACCGCAUGGUAAUUACUCUGCGUAUGGCAGGGUGACCAACUACGAAAUGAACAAUAAGAUUUCGAUUGGUUUUUUGAGGCUACCACUAAAAUUAAGUGACAAUUUCAAUGAUAAUACAUUAAUUCAACGUUUAAAUCUAAUAAAACACGAAUACAAUGUGUUUAAAAACAUUUCAUUAGAUUACUGGUGUAAUCGAUGGCAGGGCACAGUGGUAUUGACAUUACUGCCGUGGUUUGCUCAGAAAUGGUUCAUAAAAAGAUAUGGCACAUCGUUAAUGGUGAGCAACAUUCCCGGAUGUGACAGUUUAGAGUUUUUCGGGCGUUUGAAGGUCAACGAGUUUGUGUUUAUUGAUCCAAACACUUCAAUUUCAGGUGUGAGUUUGAUGAUAACAUCGUAUGAAAAACGCUUGAAUUUUGCUUAUACAAUUGACAAAGCGGUGAUUCCCGAUGUUGAAGAUGUCAAAAACAUCGCAAUUGAUUUUAUGCAUAAGUUAAAUACUCUGGAAGAAAUUUUAAAGUAG